AGGGCGGGAUUUCCUCUUGUCAAAUUGAAUUCAUAUGAUUACUAACCCGCUUCUAAAUUCACAGACAGCUCUGUUUACCAAUAAUGGACGAAUAAGGAUGGUUUAUAACUAACCCAUGGGACACCUUCGGUGAUUACUGGUUACUCAACUCUAUGAGAACUCUGCGGGUGUAAGAGCAACAGACAUUAUCCACCAUCUCACCCACACAAAUCAACAUGACCUCCCAGCAGGCCAACCCUUUGCCGGCAUUCAAGAGCCCCGCUGACCUCAGUCUGGACUACUUCUCCUGGGACCUUCGCCUCCAGAUCAUCAGCCUGGGCUUUGCCUUCUACACUGCCAUUUUCCUCCUCUCCCACCUGGUGUCCACAGCCCUCUCCCAGACCUACCACUCUCUGCUGGCCAAGGAGAAGGUGUUCUGGAACCUGGCGGUCACACGGGCCGUAUUUGGCCUCCAGAGCACGGUGGCAGGCUUACGAGCUCUAACCGAAGACUCGGCCUUGUCAAGGGACAGGAUAAGAGGUCAGGAGGACUGGUCGUGGUUCACCGUGCUCACCGCCACGGGCUUCUUCCUGUUUGAGAAUGUGGCGCUGCAUCUCUCCAGUGUGGUGUUCAAGUCCUUCGACCUCGCUCUGGCUACCCACCAUUUCUUUGCCCUGUCGGGGUUCACUGGGGCUGUGGUCUGGGACUCACUAGGGCAUUACCUGCCAAUGGUCACUCUGCUGCUGGAGAUGAGCACGCCUUUCACCUGCAUCUCCUGGAUGUUACUAAAGGCGGGCUGGGCAAGGACCCUCUUCUGGAAGGCCAACCAGUGGGUGAUGAUCCACAUGUUCCACUGCCGCAUGGUGCUUACCUACUACAUGUGGUGGGUGAGCUGUAGUCACUGGGGGGAGAUGAACAUGUACGUGGCUCUGCCCCAGCGAGUCCUCUUCUACACUGGCCUGGCCCUGCUCACAGUGCUUAUCAACCCCAUCUGGACACACAAGAAGACCAUGCAGCUUCUCAACCCUGUCGACUGGAACUUCAGCAACAAGCCAUUGCCCAACGGCUCCAGUGGAGAACGGGAAGAGAAACCUCAUGAGAGCUAAACUGAGCCAAGGACUGUGAUCCUGUUUUGUACAGUUAUCUUUCUUUUACUAUGCUUGUAAAGGAGAGGAAGUGUGAUUCAAAGUGAGAAAUAGUCUAACUCUGGCUUUUAAGUUUGUAAUGGAGAGGAAAGACUAUUUUAAAUACUAUUUUCUUACUAACUCUGGCUUUUAAGUUUGUAAUGGAGAGGAAAGAUUAUUUUAAAUACUAUUUUCUUACUAACUCUGGCUUUUAGUGUUUGAAGUAUUUCAAGUUUAACUGAACUACUGUGUUUUUAAGGUUCUCAGUAUAGGUCUGUUGUCUCUACAAGACGUGGGUGAAAGGGCCUUUGACGACAAGAAAUGUCAUAGGUGAAUUUAGUUUUAUAGUAGAAAAGUGUUGGCCUGACCCGUAUACUGUUGGUUAUUCACCGGUUUUGAUAGUGUUGCUUUGAGUGGGAGUGCAGAUGAACAGAGAGAAAGGCAUAUUAUUGUUCUGUCUACUCAGUUCAGCUUCCAGCAGAAAGGUGUGAAUGUACUAGUUAACCUCUCUGGAAUGGGGUGUUGGCUUGUUUGAAGUUCCCUGAUGCGCCAGUGGUCUUUGCACUUACUGGUAAAGUGUGUGUGGUCACUCAAACACUAUGUGCUGAGCAAAGACCAGUCCAUGAGGCAGCAGAUUUACUCGCUGAGAACAAACUCAGUGACAGACUGAGACUGGAGACUGGGUCACGAUUUGGCAGAUGAGGAAAGUCUAACAGCUUUCGAAUGUCAUUGAAGGCAAGCAACUUCUUUCUGUAUUGUAAAACAUGCUUUCUGACUUGCUUCAGAGUAGACUGUAAUGUGUGCUGGUAGUGUUGUGUGCUCUAGUUGAAUCUUGAACAAUUAAUUUAAUCUUGAGAAAAUGGUUCCUGUAUUCUGUGGAUGUCUGAGUCGUAUCUUUGAUAGUGGGGUUGACUUAAUAGUAUAGACUCCUAGUAGACUCUCUAAACGUGUGACAGUGGAUGCUAAGAGAGCUGUGAGAAGCAGUGUUGUUUUCAGCGGUGGUCACCAAAGGGAGUGGAUAGACUCCGAGGUGGCAGGGUAGCCUAGUGGUUAGUGUUGGACUAGUAACCGGAAGGUUGCAAGUUCAAAUCCCCGCGCUGACAAGGUACAAAUCUGUCGUUCUGCCCCUGAACAGGCAGUUGACCCACUGUUCCUAGGCUGUCAUUGAAAAUAAGAAUAUGUUCUUAACUGACUUGCCUAGUUAAAUAAAGGUAAAACAUAUAUAUAUAAAACAAGCACCACGGUGCAGGCCAAAUGGAUGGUGAUGUCUUCCUUUUGUUACUUAACUCUCUCUACCGCUGAUCUGUCGGAAAAUGAAGUUGUUAUACUGUACUUCACAAAUCCUCUCUUGACUUGAGAGGUGUGGAAAAUAGAAUAAGAAUAUAUCAAUGCUACAAACAACUUAUGACACCAAGGCAUUACACUGGUGUGCAUCACGGUGAUGUCAUUAUACAUUUUGAAUAGCUCCCCAUGUGUUUAUGCUAGAGACGUACCAUUUCUUGCAGUGGCUGCAGCUCAAUCCCCUCUUUCUUCUGAUCUAUAAAGCUUAUGCCCAUUCCAUAAUAUGGGGUUUGUGAUAGUGGUAUUUCUCUACACAAAGGAUCCAGACAAGAAAAUAGUCACGGAAUCAUCUGUAAAACCCGUACUGUUUGAGCUACAAACUAAAAAGUCACCCCAUGGAAAGAUGAGACUUUCAUGAACACGACGGUGUCAUAUGUUUUGCCCUUUGUCACACGCUUCAGGAGAGUCGUCUGAAGGUAACCCUGGACCGGCCUGUAAAAAUGGCCCAACGUGCUUUGGGUUCAAAUUUUCACUAAUAAAGUGACCAAACAUGGGUCAAAUUUUUUAUGUCUCUCAGAUAUAGGAAAAAUACUUCAAAACCUUAGUCCUUUUGACGGUGUUUUGCGAUGUACAAAUGUGUUAUUCAAUGUGUUUUUUUAUGGGCUAUAGCAGUAAAGGCCAAAUUCAAUGUUUUAAUUAAAUAAUUUAUAUAUACAGUAUUUAUACCUACAUGGGUCCUAAAAUUCCAAAUCAAAUGGUUAAAUGAUACAUUUUAUGGUCAUCUUUUAAAACAAUUCCAUAUGUUAGCUUAGUAGAUAUUGCGAUCUAAGGGCUCAGACCCACACUGGUUAAACACACUUUCAUUCUCAUCUAGAUGCUUUUUAGGAAAUGGUUAGGUUCAAUCUGCUUUGCUUCAUAGGUUCGUGUUAUGUCUAAUUCUGUUAAUGUAUUUCAUUAGACAUUUUCACACUCAGUAUUACAUUAGUCAUAUCCUAGAACUCUGCUGGUGUUGGUUAGAAAGGAUAGGGUAUUACAAGUCAUUCACAUGGGAAAACCUCAACAUUCAUUACAGUAUUUUCAUAGUCUUAAGUAAUGAGUUUGUAGUUGAUUCUUUUGGGUUAAGUGGUUCGAGAUGAAAAGGGGGAACAGGCAUCAUUUCUUGUUUAGCUUGCUUUUAUUACAAUAGAUUAUUGAAUUCAAAUAGAGGCACGACUGAAGGCCUUCAUAGCCAUAAUUAACCUAAACUUUACUAUAUUUUUAAAAUCUUUUUUUGAAUUCAGGUUUUAUUAUUAAGCUUAUGAAGUAAGUCUUGUUGUUUAGUUGACAUGUUUGCCUGGCAUUAAGAAUAUAGCAAUACAAUAAAGAAAAUGUACACAGUAGCUUUAUUUUAGUUGGUUGAUGCCAGCUUUAACCAAAUACAAUGGAGUUAUUUAUGGGUUCCAAACUUGAUUAUUUGUAUUUCCAGUGGGAAUUUUGUCAUUCUUUCUUUAAAUGUUUUCUACUAUGAUUCAGUCUAAUUAGUUCUGAGCUUGUAUAUUAACAGUGUUGGAUUUGCUAUUAAUUUCUACUAUUGUCUGUCAGUAUGAAGUUGUGUGAUGGACGCUCACACAUUGAUAGUGUCAUUUUCUCAGACUACCACUCAAAUCUGUUCACUUUAACAUGAGCUGUCAAUAAAACCUUUAACAUCCUC
Molecule: messenger RNA, 4074 nt
Organism: Oncorhynchus nerka (sockeye salmon)
Lineage: Eukaryota; Metazoa; Chordata; Actinopteri; Salmoniformes; Salmonidae
Product: protein CLN8-like
Exons: 3
Coding region: 216-1085 (289 amino acids)
Biological process (GO): nervous system development; phospholipid metabolic process; lipid homeostasis
Cellular component (GO): endoplasmic reticulum; membrane
Molecular function (GO): ceramide binding
Source: RefSeq, a predicted model, not a curated record